Asparagus officinalis (garden asparagus) is the source of this 1289-nucleotide messenger RNA. RefSeq names its product aconitate hydratase, cytoplasmic-like. Gene Ontology annotation, cellular component: cytosol; mitochondrion. The coding region runs from base 245 to 775 and encodes 176 amino acids. The transcript has 6 exons. NCBI's taxonomy places the organism in Eukaryota, Viridiplantae, Streptophyta, Magnoliopsida, Asparagales, Asparagaceae. Gene Ontology annotation, molecular function: 4 iron, 4 sulfur cluster binding; aconitate hydratase activity. Gene Ontology annotation, biological process: tricarboxylic acid cycle; citrate metabolic process. The record is from RefSeq and is a predicted model, not a curated record.
CCGAUCUUGUUCAUCGCAAGCUUUUCGUUCGUUUUAUUAACUGAGAAGUUAUUUUUAUUUGGUUACAGAGAUACUUUCAUUUUUCCAAAGAAUUUGAUUAUUAAAUGAUAGCAACUCAUAAUUGAAAAUUGCUUAUCUAUAAUUCUGAGGUAUAAAUGUGUAAUUUGAAAUUGGUUUUACAGUGAAAAAUGUUCAAAGGUAGUUCCAUCUUCCCCCUUCUCUGCAUUCUUUCUGAGUAUUGAUUAUGAUAUAUUUUUGUCUUAAUUUUUAUUUGAAAGAAGUUUUUACCUUUUUUUUUGGUGCAGACAAGCUACCGUAUUCUAUUAGGAUUCUUCUUGAGUCAGCCAUCCGGAACUUUGAUAACUUCCAGGUCAUAAAGAAUGAUGUCGACAAGAUUAUUGACUGGGAGAAUACCUCCCCAAAGCAAGUUGAGAUUCCAUUUAAGCCUACACGUGUUCUUCUGCAGGAUUUUACUGGUGUGCCAUCUGUUGUCGAUCUGGCCUGUAUGCGAGAUGCUAUGAACAAGCUAGGAAGUGAUUCUAAUAAGAUCAAUCCAUUGGUUCCAGUAGAUCUUGUGAUUGACCACUCUGUGCAGGUAGAUGUGGCAAGAUCUGAAAAUGCAGUUCAGGCAAACAUGGAACUUGAGUUCCAGAGGAACAAGGAGCGAUUUGGUUUCCUUAAAUGGGGGUCUACUGCUUUCCACAAUAUGCUUUGCCGUUACUACAUUCUUAUAUGUGUUGUUUGUCUUCUGAGGAUGAAGUUGAAAAGACUCUAGACGCAGAAAGUGUUGUUUCAAUUUUAAAAGGUGAGAAGAAGAAUCUGCGUCGAAAAGAGAAGCGUGCUAGGAUCGACCAAAUAAGAGUAACCCUUGGCCUUUCGGAUUCACAAAGAACUCCAAUGGUGGCUAUGAUCGAGGAAUAUCUGCGGGCAAACAAGAUGUUUGUUGAUUAUAGUGAGGUAGACGUAAUUUCCUCUCUAACUUAGGUACACAUAUCACAUCCUAGAAUUGGCUGAUAACUUAUUUUGUUAUCGAAAAUCAGCCUCAGAAGGAAAGAUUAUACUCGUCCUACCUGGAGUUGGACCUUGCUGAACUGCAUUCUUGAUGUAUGAAAUAUGUAUGUUUUUAAAGUUGAUUAUUGAGUUAUACAUGUGGAUAUAGAUCUUUUAUGAGAUGUAUAUGUGAGAUAUUAGUUAUGAAAUGUGAAAUUUGAAUUUAUGCAAGUUUCUUUAAAUGUUUGUGAAAUUUUGAUUGUAAAAAUUUUGAAUGUAGUGUAUGGAUGUAUGCGAGA